AUGCAGAAUCCUUUAACUUUUUCUGCAGGUGGUGGUUUUUUGCAUGCUAAUCCUGCAGAGAAACAUUGUGUCCAACAAAGUAUGCUGGGUCAGCAAAAACAAGAAAGUUGUGCUGGAGAGACAGUAUCCACAGAUAGACACAAAUCCCCUUCGGAUAUAAUACAAAGUUUUCAGACGAAAAGUCAGUUUAGGACCAUUGCUCCGAAAAUGGUACCAAAAAUUUUAACAUCUGGAGUGGUUUCUUGUCUUCAGUCAUCUUUGCCAGAGCUAAAUACACCAAUUUCAGCUGCGGGUUCUAAACCGCUGGUGGUACCAACUCAAAACUAUGCUGUCAUGCAGGUGGCUGGCCAUGAGGGGACUUUUUCUCUGUUGGCCUUGCCAUAUGUUGCCCCUGCUCUAACGCAGCAAGUCCAGAAGUCAAACGUGGCCCCUUCUGAAAACCUAAAGCUGCCUAUCCCUAGGUACCAGUCUGUAAGAAAUAAGUUGCUGAGUAACAAAAAACUGGCACAAGUCUCUGUCUUGCGUGCACAUAACAUGACUCCUACCAAAGCAUCGAUCUCAUCACAGACUUCCCCCAUGACUACUUUGACUGAAGACUGUCCUGAAACUCAUUCUAGUGCAGAUUCAACUGAGCAAGUGAUGCUAGCAGACCAUGACUCAGCUGAAAUUACAGCUGCCACAUUAGUAAAUAAAAGCAAUUGUGUGGAGUCUGGAUCUCCUUUAGUGAACAAAACUGAAAUUGCUAAUGGUAAUGUUUCUGGGCCAUCUGUAGCUGAAGACUCUCUAUCCAAGCCAGCAAGUACAAUUAAUCCCAUGAAACUAAGUUUACACUCUGUGAAGAGAGCAUCUGAAACCACAAGAGAGUCACUCAUACUGUCUGAAAAACAAGAGGAAAAACCCACAAAUUCUGCAAAUUCUGUUGCUGUCCUGUCACCGGCAGUUUUUAGCAGUACAAUACAGAUGACUCCAUCAGCACCAAAAGGAAAACUUCCUAUUUUGCCUUACUCAAGGAUGAAAAAUUCAGUGUUCUGUAAAGCUAAGCAGAAUACUGUUAUGGAUGUAUCUGGUCCUUCACCAAGAUCUGAAUGUGAAAAGAUACCAGCUUUGACAAAAUCCUUUGAUGUUCCUACUAAAGCAUCUGAUAAACGAUUAGCUGUAUCAUUUACAGAAGUCCCCAGACAAACCAUUCGAGAAAAUACCUUCUCUCCGUCCAAUAAAGUGGAUGUCGACAGUCUUAAAAAAUUGAACGGUGAAGCCUGUAAAAGAAGAGGCAGGAAAAGAAGAGCCCCAGAUGAUUUAUUGGCUUUUCAGACCAAGCGAAGGAAAUGCAUCAUUAAUAAGUUUAGAGAAGGAAGAGAGAGGGCGAAAGUUGAUCUUCAGCCAUCUGAAGACCAAAAAGCAGAGACAGUGAAGAAAUACCGUAGUAUUAGACCCAAACCCGUGGUAGUUGUGCAGGCUUUUGCACCACUGACUUCUGCAGCAAUAGUAGAGACACCAUCUCCUGACCAAGAUAUUGUUUUAAGCAGUUCACUUCCCAACAAAUAUUUAAGUUACAAGCAUAGUGAUGCCACAUCAGCUAAAUCAAGUGAUUUAAGUAGAAAUGCGUGUUCAGCCAUACCUAAGCCGUCACAUAAAUGCCAUGUUUGUAACCAUAUCUUCCAGUUUAAACACCAUCUUCAGGACCAUAUGAACACGCAUACAAACAAGCGGCCUUACAGCUGUCGAAUUUGCCGGAAAGCGUAUAUUCACUCUGGAAGCCUGAGCACGCAUAUGAAACUUCAUCACAACGAAGGCAAGCCCAAAAAAUUUGUGUGUUGUGAAUUCUGUGCUAAAGUUUUUGGCCAUGCAAAAGUGUAUUUUGGUCACCUAAGAGAAGUGCACAGGGUUGUUAUCAGCACAGAGCCCUCUACCAGUGAGCAACAGAUGCAAGAUGCUUUAAAGAAGAGAGACACAAACAUCAAAGAAGCAGAAGCAGCAGCAGAGAGGGGAAGUAAGUGCAAUUUUGAGGACCUAUUCCAUAACCCAGGAGAAGUGAAAUUACAGAUCAAAUGUGGUCGAUGCCAGUUUAUUGCACAGUCUUUUGGUGAAAUGAAAUUUCACUUACUGUGCUCUCACGGAGAAGAGAUCCAGGGAAGAGUGAAGGAAGGGGUAUUGCAGGGAAAUAGAGGAGCUAAGGGAGAACUGAUCAAACACACAACCCACUUCUGGAAACAGCGCCAUGAAAGAAGACAUUUAGCAAAAUGCAGUGCCCAUGAGGAGGAGUUUUAUACUUUUCCAAAACUGAAAAGACACCUAUACUUCCACCAUCAAAAUAAUGUCAAUAUGUUACCUAAAAGUGAACUGACUCAGUCGGGAAGCGGUGAAGCAGCCAAGGAGAUGCAAAAGGUAGGUUUUGGUAUACCAAGCAAAAAACCAGAAAUUUGGUCUAAAGCAGGCUAUAACUGUAUUUUAUGCAAACAGUUAUUUGGAAGAAAAGAGGACCUUUGUAAUCAUUGGCAGAGUCAUCAUAACUGUGAAGACCCUUCCACUCUAUGGACAAUUUUUAGUUUGUUAUCCAAACAAGGAAUUAUUGAACUUUCUAGUAAUGGUGAAUAUUGAAGCUCAGUUCUAUAGUGC
Opisthocomus hoazin is the source of this 2616-nucleotide messenger RNA. The record is from RefSeq and is a predicted model, not a curated record. Lineage: Eukaryota; Metazoa; Chordata; Aves; Opisthocomiformes; Opisthocomidae.